AUGGACGCAACUGAGCUAGGAAUCGUAAAAGAGCUCCUCUUAGAAGUUCAAUCAAGCGACAACAAUGCUAGAAAGGAAGCAGAAGCUAAGCUUAUGCAAGUCAAGCUCAACAACUUUGACAAAUACUUCGCUUAUAUGGUAGAAGGGUUUAAAGACGAAGAACUCGAUAUUAAGGCAAGAGUUAUGUCACUUAUUCUUCUCAGAAGAGAUAUUCUUGCAGGCGAGCCAACAGAGCCAGACGCAUGGAGCAAACUCACACAAGAGACUAGAGACUAUAUUAGAGCACAAAUUAUGGAAGUAUUUAGCAAAGAGACCAACGGAGUCAUUCUAAACAAGAUAGCAGAAUUCGCAGCUGAAGUAGCUGUCAGUAUUAAUGAUGCUGACAGAAAGGAUAUUUGGCCAGACCUCUUCAAACUUUGCAAGCAGUUGAUUAGUGAAGGAAAUGCUGCCCAAAUCACCUCUGGAUUGACUGUGUAUACUGAAUCAUUAAGAACCAUGAGUAACGAAAUUGUUGAAAACGAUGCAGAUCUAUAUGCCAUGUUCGAGGUUACCCUCAAGAAUGAGAAUAUUGAUAUAGCUCUCGCCUCUCUCCAAGCAGUUAGUCAAUUACUCAACAGUGUAAUGCCGAAAUAUGCACCAAACUUUGUAGGUCUCCUCGGAGAAAUGGUUAAGGUUCCAAUGAGAGCAAUCAAGGAAGCUGACUACAAAGUUCUAGAAGAUUCAAUGGUAGAAUUCAUUGCAAUGGCAGAUGCUGAGCCCAAAUUUUUCAAAGAAAGUUUCUCAGAUUUGUUCCAAGUAUUCAGCCAGAUCUUUGAAGAAAGUGAAGUCCUCAGUGAGACACUUAAGCAACAACCAAUUGAGUUCUUGACAACCAUCGCUGAAAGACAACCAAGCUUGCUUUCUGAUAACGAAGAUCAUGUGAAGCAGAUGCUUGACUCCGUCUUCAAACUCAUGAUUGGUAUUGAUGAUGAAUUGACCGAAGAAUGGCUCGACCCUAAAGAUCCCGCCCAAGUUAAGGAAGAAGUUGAAAGUGAUACUGUUGUCUUCGGAAAAGAAGUUAUUGAUAGACUCUGUGCUAGUGUUGGAGAAGAGAUCAUGCUCCCAUUGGUUUGUAUCCUCGUCAAGCAGACUAUUGAUAACGAUGACUGGAAGUACAAGAAUGCAGGACUUAGUGCUUUCUCACAAAUUGCUGAAUAUGUAUCUGAAAUUGAACAAAUCAGCGAAAUGAUUCCAACCGUUAUCGAUCAUUGUAAGCAUGAGCAUCCAAAAGUCAGACAUGCAGCAGUACAUUGCUUGGGACAAUUUGCUACCGAUCUAAAGCAUCAACUCACUGAAAACUUCCAUGAGACUGUUGUGCCAGCUCUAUAUGAUGCAAUGAAUGAUAAGGUCAACAGAGUGAAGGCUCAUGCCUCAGGAUCAAUGUCUAACUUCUUUGAGAAAGCUUCUCAAGAUAUUGGUCUUCACUACUGUGAAAAGAUCCUCGAAAGUCUUUUAGCUGCAACCAAGAGUGAAUCCAGUUAUGUAGCAGGAAAUGCAGCAACCUGUAUCGCAUCAGUAGCUGAGUCCUGCCAACAAGAAUUUGCUCCAUACUUUGAGACUUGUUGUAAUGAACUCCUUCCAGUGAUUUCACAAAGAGUUCCAAAAGAAUUCAGAAAAUUUAAAGGACAAGCUAUUGAAGGACUUACUAUCGCAGCUGUUUGAAUCGGAAUGGAUUGCUUCAGGCCAUAUUCUGAGCAAUUGAUUAAAACUUUGAUCCUCAUCCAGAAAGAACAUCUUGAAGGAAGUGAUGAUCCACAGAGAAGGUAUAUUCUCUCUGCUUGGCAAAGAUUAGCCAUGGUAAUGGAAAAAGAGUUCGCUCCAAUUUUGCCUGAAAUCAUGCCAGAAUUCUUCAACAUGGCAUCCCUUCAGCCAAAGAUCAGCUCUGGAACUUCUGGAGAAGAUAUCCUAGAUUACCUGACUGAAGUAGAGAAUUCGCCAGAAAAGAAAACCAUCUCUAUUGAAUCAGACGAAUUAGAAGAAAAGAAUAUUGGAAUCCAAAUGCUUUGUGUGUUUAUUGAUGAGCUCAAGGAGCUUUAUGCCCCAUAUGUAGAGAAGACUUCAGAGCUAUUCCUUUCUCUUCUGAAGUUCAAAUACAACACCUCAAUCAGAUCAAGCACUGCUGAUUCCUUGCCAACAAUGCUCACUGCUAUUAAAGAAUGCGAAAAGGGAUUAGAAGGGGCUCUUCCUUUUGCUCAGAGUUACAUCUCAGCUCUCUUCGAAACAAUGAAAGGUGAAGAGGACACCACAGUAAUGCAACAUCAGGUUAGCGGAAUCAAGCGCUGCAUUGACAUAAUGGGAGAGUUCCUCGAUGAAGAUCAAGUUAACCAAAUGUGUAACAUUUUCUUCGAAUGCAUCUCAAAAUCAGACCACAGGAAGAACAUCAAUGUUGCCUAUAACGAAGAGAACGAACAAGGAGAUGACGAAGUUGAUAAGCAGAACAGGAUGUUCAUGGAAGAAGAAAAUGAGAUUGAAGAUGAUCUCCAAUUGACUCUAUCUGAAGCUUUUGGAGCUCUCUUCAAAACCCAUAAGAACAAAUGUGCAAAUCUUUUGAAUACCCUCUUUAAUGACCUCCUUCCAUCCUAUCUUGAUGAGAGUGCUCCAUUUGUCAAGCAGAAGUUUGGAGUCUACAUCGUCGUUGAUCUUGUAGAACAUCUCGGGCUUGAGAUUCUAGGCGAGAAAUACGAAGACUGUUUCCAAGUAAUUGCCAAGUGCUCGAAAUCUGUCAACCCAGUUAUUAGACAGGCUGGUGUUUACGGACUCGGUAUUUCUUCCAACUCAGGUGGAGAACUAUUCGCUAAAUACUCAACUGAUGCUCUCCAAUCACUAAAGGAAGCUAUUGAAAUGAAAGUCGGAACUCAAGAUGUUGUAGAAUUCAACCAUGCUAGGGAUAAUGCUAUCUCAGCUCUUUCAAAAAUAAUGAAGUUCCAGCAUGAAUGAAUCGAUGUCAAUAGCACAUUCGAAUUCUUGCUCCAGCACAUUCCAUUGAAGCAUGAUCUCACCGAGGCCAAACUUGUUAAUGACUUCUUGGCUGAUGCUGCUACUAGCAACCCUAACCUGAUUACUGGAAAAGAGCAUGAGAACAUUAAACAAUUUGUUAUCCUUCUUGGAGAGAUCUGAAGAAGUGAUUGCAUGGAAGAGAACACAAUGAAGAAAUUCGGAGGAGUCCUCAAGGGUCUCUCUGCAGAUGAUAAGCUAAGCGGACCAAUUACAGAAGCUUUCAACGAGCUUGAUGAGCUGAAGCAAAAGAGGAUCCAAAAGAUCACUGAAUUAGCAAACUAA
This is a messenger RNA of Moneuplotes crassus, 3318 nucleotides long. The record is from the annotation of a GenBank genome assembly. Lineage: Eukaryota; Ciliophora; Spirotrichea; Euplotida; Euplotidae.